UUUUAUCAAAAAAAAAAAGUGUGAAAUAAGUGUGAAAUACAGAGUAACUGAGAUCUUCUUCAACCUAUCUUCUUCAACCUAAUUUCAGUUUUCUGGCGGAAAAACUUUGAUACAAUCAGCAAGUUUGGUUGGCAAACGUGAAUAUUAGAUUGAAAUCUCGUUUCCCAUUCGUUUCCGGGAUGAAUUCUGUUUCAAACACGUCUCCAUUUUUCUGAAACGGUUUCCCGGUUUCCUCGUUCCAGGACGUUUCGGAAACGAUGUGGCUAGGAGUGUGAUAUCAACGUGGUGUCUUCUUCCUGUGGUAACAGUUCAUUUGCGAUCGAGAUCUAUUUCUUAAUCCUGAUUACCACUCUGCCCUUUGAAACUUAAUAUGGCAUUGCUUAUGCAUGUCCCUUUAUCUAAAAUAGGGAGGCCUUAUUUUGGUUUCAAAUCGAGCUUUCUACCCCCAAUAACAAUGGAUAGCAUUGCUAGAGAUGUUAAAGGUUUUGUUUCUAUGAGGAAAUUAAAAAAAGGGUCGCUCUCCAUUUGCUGUUCAGCUCCAAAGCUUGUACGGGAUCGCUCAUUAGACAGGCAUGUGGUAAAGCAAAAUAGAAUCCGGUUUGUGCAGAAGCUUAGGACUUUGCUUCUUUCAAAACCUAAACACUACAUGUCUAUCCAUGUUCUUUCCAAAUGCCGUUCGUACUUGGCUUUAACAAAACCUCGAUCUAUUGUCUCCAUGAUCCAACGGUAUCCUACCUUUUUCGAGCUCUUCUACGUACCAUAUCCACCUGUUCCACUUAAUGCAACUAAAACAAACUCUCAACUAUGUGUGCGUUUAACCCCUGCUGCUGAAUCACUUUCUAUGCGAGAAGCCCAUCUUAAGUCUACUGCUUCUGCUACGAUGGCCAACAAGCUUCAAAAGCUUCUCAUGCUUUCUCCUCAUAGGAGGCUUGUUUUGUCAAAGAUUGCCCAUUUGGGCCCUGAUCUCGGUCUACCAACCAAUUUUAGGUCUCGUCUUUGCAAUGAGUAUCCUGGAAAGUUCAAGACUGUUGAUACAUCCUAUGGUCGUGCGCUAGAACUUGUAUCUUGGGAUCCAAAUUUAGCAAACCCAAUUGCAAAAAUUAGAAAUCACUCACAAGAGCUAAUAGUGGACCGGCCCUUGAAAUUUAAGCUGGUGAAACUAAGAAAGGGAAUGAGUGUGAAGCGACGCCAUCAUGAUUUUUUGAUUAAAUUUGAAGAGUUGCCAGAUAUAUGUCCAUAUAAGACUUCGUUUGAGGAAUUUCAGAAAGUUUCUAUUGAAGCAGAAAAGAGGGCUUGUAGUGUUGUGAGGGAAAUUUUGGGGAUGACAGUUGAAAGGAGAACUUUGAUUGACCAUUUGACACAUUUCAGGAAGGAUUUUGGCCUACCAAACAAGUUAAGGGGUAUGUUGGUUCGUCAUCCGGAGCUUUUCUAUGUAAGUUUGAAGGGACAGAGGGACUCAGUGUUCUUGGUUGAGGCAUAUGAUGAUAACGGUGAACUCAUCCAUAAGGACGAAGGUCUACUUAUCAAAGACCAUUUGUUUGAGUUGGUCAAGCAAGGCAAGCGAAUAAGAAAAGAAAGGAAAUUGGCCUUAGCUAAUAAUGACAGUAUCUUUAAUGAGCAACCUGUCGCUGUUGUUGACCAGGAGCUGGAACCUUUUGAUGAUUCUAUUGAAGAUGAUGGAUUUGAGGAUCUGUUUGACUGGAAUGAUACAGAUUUUGAAAUUUAUGAGGAAGACAGUGAUGAGGAGUAUGUUCAACCAGUGGACGUCAAUGUAGAACAGCCAUUCUGGAGCUCAGAAGGUUCUGUAAGGGGUCAUGAAGAUGGUGAUACUUCUGAGCGCUGGUAGUAAUGAAUAUUGACAUUGUAAAAAGUUGUCUCUUUAGGUUCUGUCUGAAAAGAAAUGGAGUGAGUUCUGUGAAGGAAAGAAAGUAAGAUUCUUCUGUUGUCAUCUUGUUCGAUAGUGUAUUUUUGCUUGUAUUAGUCUGGUGAGUCAGGUAAGUCUUUCUUCCCUUUUUCUUCUUGCUUUUCCCUUCUUGAAAUUUGGAAAAAGGGAUUGGAGAACGUUGUAGCAGUUGUAUUUAGCAUAGAAUAUAUUAUACAAGAUACCUACUUACAACACCAGUUAUUAGAGUUUGGAUUCUAAUGAGGCUUGACUAUGCUUUCUAUCUAAGUCAUAGACCUGGCUCAUUCUUGAUUUAUUUCUGUAUUGCUAUCAGCCUAUAUGCUACCUUUGUACAAUCUUUACCAGCACUUUCCUUCAAUAAUGGUGAAAAUGAAAAGGGUUGAAGAAUGUCUUCCAAAGACACUCAUAUAUGCUCAGGCGCUUACCUUACUCAGAGUAUUUGCAUUUUCUGCUAGGUGGUUGCUCCACAGUGUUACUCUUAUUGGGUUGAAGAAUGUCUUCCAAAGGCACUCGUAUCUGCUGAGGCGCUUACCCUGCUCAGAGUGUUUGGCAGUUUUUGGAAGGCGUUUGUUCCACAGGCUUACUUUAUUGGUACGUCAUUUUCUCUAAUCAUUUACAGAACUUAUAACCUUGAUAUGGAGUAGCAAGUUUUUUCUGGGUUCCGUGGUGGUGUAACUCAUAAAGUCAGAAGUCACUUUCCUCUUUUGCAUGUACACCAUAUUCCAACAAUUUAACUUUAUAUGUUGCUUCUGUAAUGUCGUAAAUAUGAUUCCUGAUACCAGGCAUUGCUAUUUAGAACAUGGAAGAACAUCCCAUUGUAGAUGUUGUGUAAACGGGUCUAUUUUUGGAGCAUUACGGAUGGUCCCUUCUAGCUUUGGAGGGUUCCAUAGUUUAUGCUCCAACAGCAGCUAUGGCUUCUGGUGACCGCACACUAAUAGAACUACUGUGUGGACAGAUACGGGUCAAACAUUUUUCAUCACAAUUAAUAAAGUCAUUAGAACUCUAAACAGAUUCUUUAGGAUUCCUCUCUUUUUUAAUACCCCAUUUCGUGCACUUGCUUCGUCUUGCUGGUGCUGAGCUGCUGACAGGUGCAAUAUAACACAGGAAUACUUAGUGUGCUUUCAUGCUUCCUAGUCUUCAUAGGCAUAAGCUCCUGGAUAUUUCUAUUGUCUCUGUUUUAAAUUUUCUUCCGUUAAUGUCUUAACAUUUAAUAACUUCAGUUAUUUUCUGAGAUAUUGCACCCAUGGGAAGCACUAGUGUACUAAUGCAACUCGAAAGGUCUUUGGUUUGAUUAUGGAUGCCAUGGAAAUUUGUCAGGCAUUUUGCUUGGGUUUUCCUAUUCCUCUUAUCCAUGCUACCCUUAUAUUAUUGGCAUUGUGCAUUAUGAGUUUCAAAUGUUCCUUUUGUCCCUUCAUAGUACCCUUAUUUUUGGAGCAUUACGGAUUGGUCCCUUCUAGCUUUGGAGGAUUCCAUAGUUUAUGCUCCAACAGCAACUAUGGCUUCUGGUGACCGCACACUAAUAGAACUACUGUGUGGACAGAUACGGGUCAAACAUUUUCUUCAUAAUCAAGUCAUUCAAAACUCUAACCAGAAUCUUUCGGGCUCUUCUCUUUUUUAAUACCCCAUUUCCCGCAUUUGCUUCAUCUUAGUGGUACUGAACUGCUGACAGGUGCAAUAUAACACAAGACUACUUAGUAUGUAUGUAAGCUUGAUGCUUCUAGUCUUCAGUAGGCACAAGCUCCGGUUAAUUCCUUAUUGUCUCAGUGAUCAAGUUUAUCUUUGGCUUGUGGAUUACUAGUUUCAUUCGUUUGUGUCCCCAUCCAACCCCUUUCCCCUCCCCUUCCAUGGUCUUGUUCCCUUUUUUCUCUUGAGGUUUUUAUUGGUGUUAGCACCCGGUUCACCCUUAGGCUUAAUCCGGAUUCGGGGCGAGUUCUUGGUGGAUAAGUUUCAAUCCUCUCCCAAUUGUUGUUGUGGGGGAUCGAACACGGGGUCCUCCCUACCAAGUUCAGUCUCAAUCACCACUGAAUCAACAGACAAUUGGUCCUUUCUGAGAGCGAGGCUUGUUAACGAGUGUGAAUGAUAAAUAUGGCCUUUUAAGAGUGGAUGGAUGGAGAUCUUGUGUUCUCAAUGAAUAAUGUUGAGCUAUGGGUUUAUACUUUAUAGUCCCACAACAUGCAAUUUCCGAAGUUUGAGUAUAACAUUAACAGCUGAUUACUAUUUCAGAUAUGUAGAGAAUCGUGGAGGGUCGUCCGUAGUUAAGUCUUUUUAUGUUGGUGGAUCCAAGUAAUAUUUGUAGGGUUUGGAUUAUGGAUUUGCUUCAAACUUGUGGCUUGGAUGAUCUUACGAAUUAAAAGUAUUGGCAUCUUUUUUCUGAUAAUGUGUAAAAAUUGGUUUCUUGAAUCUUGAGUAUUUCAUUUUCAACAAAAAUGCAUUUGAUCGUUUCCCCC
Messenger RNA from Spinacia oleracea (spinach), 4350 nucleotides. Its product is annotated as protein WHAT'S THIS FACTOR 1 homolog, chloroplastic. The transcript is spliced from 4 exons. NCBI's taxonomy places the organism in Eukaryota, Viridiplantae, Streptophyta, Magnoliopsida, Caryophyllales, Amaranthaceae. The record is from RefSeq and is a predicted model, not a curated record. The coding region runs from base 371 to 1846 and encodes 491 amino acids. Gene Ontology annotation, molecular function: RNA binding.